GCCCCCUCAGUUACCAUGGUUACGCCCCCAUUUAGGUGGAGUCAGGUGAGGCGACAGCUCUUUUUUAAGUGGAAUUGGAAACUGGACGAGAGCAGCAGGGAGUUGUCGACACAUGACUAAUUAAGUGAUUUCGUCGGAUAAUUGCCUGCUUUGAGGACAUCGUCGGCGUUGUGUGCACCGUGAGUUCCGUUUUCUAGUGCUGCCUUCGGUACAUAGAUGUAAAUCACCAUCCGCAACAACACCUGCAACCCACUCUGCGCUUACAUAUAUCAUAUACAUACAUACCUUUGAAGAAGCAGUGCUCCUUCCGUGCAGGUUUUUAUAUUAAUUGAAAACCUGUUCAGAUAAUUGAGCAUUUCUCUCUGUGAUAUCUAGUGCAUUUCCACUCUUGGCAUUAUUAAAUAAAAAAAUAAGCAAAGAAAAUGAGCAGUGAAACUCCUACCGUGGUCAUCGUAAAAGAUGAGUCCGAGUUGGUCACCAAGCUGGCAUCGGUCAUUGAAGAGGCAGCCAACAAGGCCAUCGAGAGUGAAGAACUGUUCAAAAUUGGACUGUCCGGCGGCUCUAUGAUCAAGUUCCUGGAGAAGGGCCUGCCUGGCCUGACCACUGACUGGUCCAAGUGGCGCCUCUUCUUCUGUGAUGAACGCAUCGUGCCCGAGGAGAGUUCUGACUCGACAUUUGGUGCCUACAAAGCGGCGCUCAUUGGCAAGGUGCCCAUUACUGAGGACCAGUUUAUAUCUGUCAACACUGACCUUACAGCUGAGGCCGCAGCCAAAGACUACAUCCAAAAAAUGGCUGUGCACUUCCCACCAGACUGCUUGCCCAAGUUCCACAUUCUGCUGCUCGGCGUCGGUCCGGACGGCCACACAUGCUCCCUCUUCCCAGAUCACAGUCUACUGGAGGAAACCUCAGUGUGGGUUGCUCCGAUUACCAACUCGCCGAAACCACCCCCAGCUCGCAUCACCCUCACCUUCCCUGUGCUGAACAACGCCGAGUGCUGCGUCUUUGCCAUGGCCGGAGCCGGGAAAGCCGAAAUGGUCAAGAGGAUAUUGGUGGACAAAGAGAAUCUGCCUGCAGGCAGGGUGCAGCCUGAGGGCACUUGCCUCUGGAUCGUAGACGAAGCUGCGGGUGCACACUUGGAUAAGUAGAUGGCAAGCAACUUUAGUUGUUUGUUUUUGUGCUGUUGGCCCACUCUGGCCUAAUUGAAGCAGGUGAUAUAUGAAAAGGAUCUUAACUCGUUAAAUUUCCUCAUAUUUUUGAAGUCGCGGUUUUGCUUAAAACAAUUACUCUGAGUCAGUCAGUCCACUCCUAAUAGCGUUCUCUUUGUUAGUUUUUACAAUUACCUUUAAUUUACACGCAUUUUCCGGCAAAGCUGGUUUGUGAAUAGAAAAAAAUGAGAACGGAUGCGACAGCGUGGGAGUUUAAAUAAUAUCUUUGCUGUCAUGUAAUCUUAAUCGUCGGCAGCCCAAAUAUCAAUCAGUCUUUACAACAACUAGUAUAGCUUUGACGGGCUGCUGCUUGUGCUUUGACGUUUUCCCUCAAGGAGGUGCUGAACUGAAAAUAUUGAAGGAGACUCUGUAUUGAAAAACUUAAGCAUGGAACCACCAUUUUAAUUAAAGAAAAAAAUAAAGCAAUUGAUUAGUUUUUAGGAAAACCAGGCAAUUUGAUCGAAUUCGGAAAUCAUUUUUUUUUU
Molecule: messenger RNA, 1690 nt
Organism: Neocloeon triangulifer
Lineage: Eukaryota; Metazoa; Arthropoda; Insecta; Ephemeroptera; Baetidae
Product: 6-phosphogluconolactonase
Exons: 6
Coding region: 423-1145 (240 amino acids)
Biological process (GO): carbohydrate metabolic process; pentose-phosphate shunt
Molecular function (GO): 6-phosphogluconolactonase activity
Source: RefSeq, a predicted model, not a curated record